Molecule: messenger RNA, 2223 nt
Organism: Colletes gigas
Lineage: Eukaryota; Metazoa; Arthropoda; Insecta; Hymenoptera; Colletidae
Gene: MFS10
Product: sialin
Exons: 7
Coding region: 316-1803 (495 amino acids)
Biological process (GO): monoatomic anion transport; transmembrane transport
Molecular function (GO): transmembrane transporter activity
Source: RefSeq, a predicted model, not a curated record
GAAGGAAAGGAUCACACUCGCUUUCUCGAUUACCUGAAAUUGCGCGAACCACCACUCGCGUUAGGCGCUAAAGGAAGUUCGUCAUUACUAGAUGAUUGAUGCACUCAAUUAUGUCAAAUCUGGCUACGCUGGUAGCAGUUCAAACGCCAACGGCGAUGGCAGCGAACGAUGGGCUACUUUGUAUGUCUCGAGUUUUAAACAAAAUCAAUUAAUAGUCGUAUUGCUAGAUUGGUAUUACAACUGAAUGUGUCGGAUUCAGAGAAAACAGGAAUAAUCGUGAAUGUUUCGGAUUCUGUAAAAUAACGCAUUGACAACAUGGAGGUGCUGGAUCCUAGUGUCUCGAGAGAUGACCAACCUCUGUGCAUCAACGAUCACCUGGAAAAAGUUACCGUGCCAGAUAAACCAUCAGAUACAAAGUCAUGCCUAAAAGCAAGGUAUACAUUAGGUUUUUUAGGAUUUCUAGGUUUCGCUCUUGUCUAUGCUAUGAGAGUAAAUUUAUCCGUGGCUAUUAUUUCAAUGGUUAAUCAAACAGCAGAGAUACAUCAUGAUGAUGACACUACCGAUGUUUGUAAUAAUACAAAAUCUAGUAAUGGAAUAUUUAUACCAAAAGCUGGAAAAUUCGAUUGGGAUGAAAAGACACAAGGUCUUAUAUUGGGUGCCUUUUUCCUUGGCUAUGUGGUUACAAAUGUCCCAGGUGGUAGAAUGGCAGAAAAAUUUGGUGGAAAGCUAAUAUAUGGAUUAGGGGUGUUUUUUACUGCUGUACUAACUGUAAUUAGCCCUUUUGCCGCGUAUGCAGGAUUAGUACCGUUUUUAAUUGUGCGAGUAGCAGAAGGAGUAACUGAGGGUGUUACAUUCCCUGCAAUGCAUAGUAUGCUAGCACACUGGAUACCUCCUUUGGAGAGAAAUAAAUUCGCUGCUGUAGUGUAUGCAGGCAUAAAUUUUGGAACUGUUAUAUCCUUACCAGUAAGCGGGUGGUUAUGUUCAUUUGAACUUUGGGAUGGAUGGCCUCUUGCAUUUUAUUUAUUUGGAAGCCUUGGCAUAGUAUGGUAUGCAUUUUGGUUAAUUUUUGUAUUCGAUACGCCUGCGCAACAUCCAAAAAUUGACCCUCUUGAAAGAGCAUAUAUCGAAGCUACUGUGGAAAAGAAAGAUGAGGACUACGAUUUAGAUGUUCCUUGGUUAUCAGUAUUUACAUCCUUACCCAUGUGGGCUAUAACAAUAACGCAAUGUGGACAGUCAUGGGCAUUUUAUACUCUUUUGACAGAAUUGCCAACGUAUAUGGAAAAAAUCUUGCAUUUCAAUAUGCAACAGUAUGCAUUUCUUUCAGCAUUGCCUUAUUUAACUUCUUGGUUAGUCGGACUCGGUAUAUCAAGCUUCGCAGAUGCCCUCCUUGUCCGUCAGUUACUAUCUCCUUUGGCAUCAUUUAAGUUAUGGAAUACAGUGGGUUCAUUAGGACCCAGUCUCAGUUUUCUUGGUGCUAUAUGGGCUGGAUGCGAUUCUACAGCUGUAAUGAUAAUGCUUGCUGGCUUAGGGUCUCUGCAGGGCGCAGUUUACGCCGGGAACCAAAUGAAUCAUAUUGCUUUAGCACCGCGUUAUGCAGGAACACUUUAUGGCCUUUCGAAUACAGCAGCAAAUACUUGCGGAUUUUUAGCACCGUAUAUAAUUGGAAAAUUAGUUCAGGGACAUGAAACGUUAGCACGUUGGCAUACAGUCUUUUGGUUGGCAGCAGGAAUAAACAUGACGACCAAUUGCUUUUACUUGAUCUUCGCAUCUGCUACAGAACAACCAUGGAGUAAAGGUAGUUGAUGACAAAGCUUUAUUGGACACGAAACAUUUAAUAUAGAAAACAAUUUAUCGUUAGACCGCAUUGCGGUUAGUUCAUUUUAGUUACUAAUUAUUAUGUAAUAAUUUCUGUCAGCUAGGCACAAAUUUUUUCUUUCAAUUCCAAGUUUAUUACAAUAUUAAUUUUACGUAAAUGAACAAGCUACACCUUGGUACAAUUUAUUAUAUUGAUUUGCUAAAAUAACACCAAAUUAGGAAUUAAAUGACAAAUUUUCAUACGCGAGUAUUUGUUAUAAUAUUAGCUAAAUAUUAAAUGUACUUUGUAUAUGACAUUCCAAUGAAACCAUUCACAUGACAAUAUAACUUUUGAUAAUGAUGUUUGAUUUUUGGUAUUUAAAUUAAUUUUUUAAUAAUUAGUUCGAAAGAAAAUUAAUGUUAUAUUAA